Messenger RNA from Kalmanozyma brasiliensis GHG001, 876 nucleotides. Its product is annotated as SAP30-binding protein. The transcript has 3 exons. Gene Ontology annotation, biological process: regulation of DNA-templated transcription. The coding region runs from base 1 to 876 and encodes 291 amino acids. Gene Ontology annotation, cellular component: nucleus. Lineage: Eukaryota; Fungi; Basidiomycota; Ustilaginomycetes; Ustilaginales. The record is from RefSeq and is a predicted model, not a curated record.
AUGCCAAACAUUCGACAUCAGAACGCGGCCGACUGCGACUCGGACCAUCCAGAGAGCACGCCGGACUACGUGCUCGCGGGCGACCAGGCAGACUAUUCUAACCAGAAGAAGCGAUCCGGCUCGGACUACGACGAGGACUUCCCGCCCAAGGCGGGCCCGCACAGCAAGCCCUUCUUCGAGACCUCCGACACCCCGGCGUUAUCACCACGUUCCAACGUCCCGCCCAGCAACAAGAUCCGCGGCACGGAGAAGCAGAUGAAGGACUUCUUCGCAGACCGCGUCUUGCGUGAGGUGGGUGAUCCCGAGCUGUUCCGGGACAUGUCUGUCUUGUUCCCUCCGCCACAACCGGCGGUUGCGUAUUCGGCGGUGGAUUGGGAGCCAAGGCCGUUCUGGGGUCUCGAACCAGAAGACAUGAUGUUCUUCGAUCCAGAAUAUAAGGAGAGACUACAGCUUCCAGAAACGGUGCAUCAGACCGUAGAAAGGUUCCACCAUCUCAAGCGAAAGGGAACGCAUUUCAACCAGUCGCUCAUGGAGAAUCGGUCGUUCAAUAAUCCACACGUCUACUCACAGCUCGUCGAGUUCCUGGGGAUCGACGAGACACGGUCGAACUUUACAAGCCUAGAUACGGGAAGAAAGGCGGGGAGCUGGAGGGCAAAGUUCCCAUUCAGCGAGGAGGAUCUGAUUAGAGGAGACCCAAUAGCGGCAGAGCAGAGGCAGGAUCGGGAGGCGAGCGACAAGAAGGCAGCAGCCGACCGCGCACGGCGACACAGGACCAGCAUCGACUUUCAAAAGGGGCGGCAUGACGAUGGCUCCAAGAGUGCUGGCAAGCGGCGGUCGUCGAAUAGUCACAGCGGAUCGCAGAAGCGGUUGCGGUGA